Molecule: messenger RNA, 699 nt
Organism: Chrysochloris asiatica (Cape golden mole)
Lineage: Eukaryota; Metazoa; Chordata; Mammalia; Afrosoricida; Chrysochloridae
Gene: ABHD17C
Product: abhydrolase domain containing 17C
Exons: 3
Coding region: 76-699 (207 amino acids)
Biological process (GO): protein depalmitoylation
Cellular component (GO): plasma membrane; endosome membrane
Molecular function (GO): palmitoyl-(protein) hydrolase activity
Source: RefSeq, a predicted model, not a curated record
CAGUACUCGCAGCGCGAGCUGGACGCCGUCGAGGUCUUCUUCUCGCGCACGGCCCGGGACAACCGGCUCGGCUGCAUGUUCGUACGCUGCGCGCCCUCCAGCCGCUACACGCUGCUCUUCUCGCACGGCAACGCCGUGGACUUGGGCCAGAUGUGCAGCUUCUACAUCGGCCUCGGCUCGCGCAUCAACUGCAACAUCUUCUCCUAUGACUACUCGGGCUACGGCGUCAGCUCGGGCAAGCCCUCCGAAAAGAACCUCUACGCCGACAUCGACGCCGCGUGGCAGGCGCUGCGCACACGGUAUGGUGUAAGCCCUGAGAACAUUAUCCUGUAUGGGCAGAGCAUCGGGACAGUCCCCACGGUAGACUUGGCCUCGCGGUAUGAAUGUGCAGCUGUCAUUCUCCAUUCCCCUCUGAUGUCCGGCUUGCGGGUGGCCUUUCCUGACACCAGGAAAACAUACUGUUUUGAUGCUUUCCCAAGCAUUGACAAGAUAUCUAAAGUCACCUCUCCUGUGUUGGUCAUUCAUGGUACAGAGGACGAGGUCAUCGAUUUCUCCCAUGGCCUGGCCAUGUACGAGCGCUGCCCGCGAGCCGUGGAGCCCCUCUGGGUCGAAGGGGCAGGUCAUAAUGACAUAGAGCUUUAUGCACAAUACCUCGAAAGGCUAAAACAGUUCAUAUCACAUGAACUUCCUAAUUCCUGA